This is a messenger RNA of Closterium sp. Naga37s-1, 3060 nucleotides long. NCBI's taxonomy places the organism in Eukaryota, Viridiplantae, Streptophyta, Zygnematophyceae, Desmidiales, Closteriaceae. The record is from the annotation of a GenBank genome assembly.
AUGAGGCCUUUAAGACGCACGCAGCAGCCGUCGGAUCAUGGCCAUACUGUCUCUCAGGAAACUUCCUCUUUCGGCGGAUUAGUUCCGGGAUCGGCCAGCAAAGAGAGGGAGAUUCCCCGCAAGGCUUGCUUAUCUACGAAGCUGCUCCACUGCGCCACGGCGACAGCAUCCCACCGCGCCUUCCUUGCUGAUUUAGAGACGUCUUUUAUCGCGCUGCAGCGUGCGAUUAGCCUGUCAGAAGCCGAGCGGUUGGAGCAGGAGGAGAAGGAUAGGGCUGGAGAGGGUUGGAGAGGCAACAGCACGAGGUCUGGUGCUGGUAGUGCUGGUGGCACAGAUGUGACGAGAGAGUCCCAGGAAGUGCCACGUGUCCUGAUCCAACACGUGGCGAGACUGCAGCAGCUACUAGACAGACACAGGCAGGUGCUGGCUUCUGAAGAGGCGGCAAGAUGGCAGGAAGAUGGCGAUGAGAAUCAGACGAAUUCGGAUGAAAAUGGAGUUAAUUCCGAUCAGGGAACGGAUGGAGGAGAAGGCGGAGGGGAAAAUGGAGAGGGUGGGUUGGACGAGGGGAACGAAGGGCGCCUAGGAAGGGAAAGGCGGCCACAGAGGCGGGAGGGGAUGGAGGGAGGGGAGGGGGAGAUGGCUGAGAGGUUGCUAAGAGUGUGGGGAAUUGUGGGUGGUGUGCGUGCGACCGAGGGUAAUGCAAGCAAGGAGGCAGAAUCAGGACUCGAAAAGAACCUUCUCAAACUGGGUUUCAGUGGCAGGGAAGAGGAGGGGUUUGCGGAAGGUGGGGAGGCGAGACACGAAGAUGGGGAUUCGGGGAAUGGGGGAGAUGGGAUGGGGGUGGAGAGCCCACGAUGGUCGAUAGCUGAGGUGCUGAGUGCUGCCCAACUGCCGUAUCCAUCUUAUAUUGAAGACUGCAGUGCUGCCAGUGCAAGGAACCGCCUGUUGGACUCCCGCUCCCCCAACGGCUCCCUGCCUGUGUGUUUUCAGCAAGGGGCGCGACUGCAGGACGCUGUGAUGCAGCAAUCGCUGGAGGAGGUGGUGGAAACAGAGGAAGAAGAGGACGUGCUGGGAGCGGAUGGGGCAGAUACGGCAGAGGAGAAGGCAGGGGUAGCAGAGAGGGCGAGAGACGAAGCCAAAGAAGAGACAGGGAGAGGUGGCGGAGGAGAGGAUAGGGCUGCGGAUAAGAGAGGGGCGGGUUUCGGGGCGGGGAGGUUGGGGAGGGAGCGAAGAAUUGGCGUGCAGCCGAAUGUGAUCAGGCCAUUCCCUCCAUGGGUAACACCCACGGGAGCUGGCUCGCUCUCCCCUUCCCACCCUUCCCCAUCGGUCAACCACUGCUGCAACGCUUCCUCUGGUGCUGCUCCCUUCCUCCCCGUUCCUCUAUUCCCAUUCCCAUCACAGGUUACAGGUGCGGAUGAGGACAACCUUCCUCUCACGCGCAGGGUGCAGCAUGACUUGUGGCUGCACCAGCACCCACGGGACUGCACUUACUUUGACGAAGGCGAGGAGGCAUGGGAGGAGGAAGCGGACGGAGGGGCGAGGGCCGAGGGGGAGAAACGGGAUGGGCAAGGAGGGGGGGAAGAGGAGGAGCCGGAAGGGAGUGCAGAAGGGAAAGAGGGGAAAGAGAGCGAGUUGGAAUCAGGAAAAGCCAGCGCUGCUGCUGGAAGGAGGAGGUUGGGAGGGCAGGAUACGUCUGGUGCAGCGAGUAAGGGGAGUGAGGGACUGAAGGAGAAAUCACCAGGCAGGGAAGGACGGCCAGCCGAGAAAAAGCCACGGCGGUUCUUAUUGGUGGACGGGCGGCAGAUAUACCGCCAGUACCUCGGUAUAGGCGCACAGAUCAGCUGGCUCACAGGGGCGCUAGCAGAAGCGGUUAAGGAAAACCGUAUUAUGGUGAUCACGUAUUACGAGAGGGCGGAUCACGAGGGGUGCAAGGGGGGUGAUAGGUCGCGGUGGUCGUGUUAUUUUGCUCCGGAGACGUCGAAGGAGUGUAGGAGGAGGGCGGAGGCGUUGGCGGGGGACAAGAGGGCGGUGAGGAAAGGGCUUGUGACGUUCUCGGGAGGGCGCUUUCCCAAGCCGACUCGGUUCUUUCUGUAUGACCCCCCCAGGCUGUGGGGGCGGCCGUGGCAGCACAUGCAGAGGACAGUGGAGGUGAAUGGGCACCUGAUAGACCACACCAACGUGGACGGCAGGCGCUGGUGGUUCGCCCAGGCCACUCGCUACCUCAUGCGCUACCGCAGCCCUCUCCUGCUGUGGGGCCGGCCGUGGCAGCACAUGCAGAGGACAGUGGAGGUGAAUGGGCACCUGAUAGGCCGCACCAACGUGGACGGCAGGCGCUGGUGGUUUGCCCAGGCCACUCGCUACCUCAUGCGCUACCGCAGCCCACUCCUGUGCCACCUCGCCAACAAGGCUCGCCACGAGGCGUUUGGCAGGGAAGCGGCAGAACAGGCGGUUACUGCUCUUGCGGAUGGGUGGCCAGAGGUGCAUCUGACCUCCAAGAAAUUGACCAAGCAUCUGAAGCGGUACCAAGGGCUAGAGCCUGUAUGGGCAGCAGUCAGAGAGGCAGCCGUGGGGAGGAGAUACGUGGCAGUGCACGUGAGACAGGGAGACAAGUCCACUGAAAUGCGCCUGCUGCCUUUGUCCGCCUAUCUGGAACUUGCUGAGAAGGCACGGAGAAACUUCCCGGAGGUUACCACCAUGUGGCUGAGCACGGAAAUGGAGGAUGUGGUGCAGGAAGCAACUCGCCUGCUCUCCCCUCGCUGGGCCGUCAAAUACACACGCUUUCCCCGGCAAGGCGCGGCUAAUAUAUCCAUGAAGUCAUAUGAAUCUGAUGUGGGCGUGGGACCGACAUCAGAUAACGCAUUUGUGAAUCUGGUUCUUGCAGCUGAGGCGGAUUUGUUUGUGGGAACGCUGGGGUCGACUUGGUCUGUGCUGAUCGAUAAUCUGAGGGUUACUGGGGGAAAGGAACGGGCUGGGUUUCUGAGUGUUAAUAAGGAUCGGUAUUGGUUCAGCAAAAGAGUGGUUGGGGAAGGGGGGAAGGUGGGAGGUGGUGGUGGGUUGUGA